AUGGACAUCUUUUGCCUGGGACAUCCACUGGAGGGGGGCGUGGUCCAUAACGAGGGUGAACCGGCAGACCCAGAGGUAGUACUUCAAUUCCAGGACUGCCCACUUCAUGGCCAGGGCCUCCUUCUCCAGCACCGCGUACCUGGUUUCUGCGAGGUGGCGACACAGAAACACUGCAAGCAGUUUCAUCAGUUAAACAUAAACUGUGUUCAGGGUGACAGCGUGACUAUUUCUUGCCUGACCACAACCCACCCGCUGGAGUCUCUGACAGUCAAACUACACAAGAAAACCCAAGAUAAAGACAUCCUGAUAUAUCCAGACUUCUCUCCAGCAUCAGAGAGCCAGAGAUGGUCUGUGAGGAAAGAUGCUGGAAAUGUUACAUUUGAUCUGAAAGACAUCAGAUUAUCUGAUGUUGGCUUUUAUGACUGUCAGGUUUACAAGGAUCAGGACUGCCUUCAUGUAACUCGAUUUUACCUGAGGGUCAAAGAGUGUAAGGCUUUGGACUCUGUCUAUUCAGCACAAGGGUCAUCAGUGUUGUUGCCAUGCUCUGAACAUCCUCUACGAAACAGAACUGAACGAGUCACUUGGAACGUCAUUACCGGUCAUCAAUUAACAGAUGUAUUUCAGUAUCAGCCACCAAACAAGCCCUCAAACAACACAGAGAAACCCCCAAAGCCUCUGUAUGAGAGAGCGAGACAACUAGUGAAUGGAUCUCUGCUUAUAAGAGAAGCAGUCCACACUGAUGAAUUGUGGUAUCAGUGCAGAGUGAAUGAAAAAACCUGCUAUGAAAUGAAGCUGCUUCUGAAAGAUAAUCCAACCCCAGAGGACAGUACGGUUGGUCAGACUGAAGACAACAAUUACGAGAGUGAAACAGUGAUAACUAAUUCAACGGCAGUAGUGAUGACCACAGUAGUGUCUCUGUGUGUCCUCAUAUCACUGACCAGCUGUGUCAUUCUGUAUUUCAAAAAACGAAGAUGCAAAAUCGACAACCAAAUAGAUGAUUUGAACUGUCAGUCUGCCGUGUGUUAUUCUGAAAUUUCAGAAGUGUUGGAUGCACCUUUGUAUUCUUUAGUUCAACGUAACACAAACCAUGGCCACAUCUGGUAUGAACAAACAGAAGCUCCUGCAUGUAAUCCAGACAACAUUUAUGACAAUAGAGUGCUUACUUACUAAUUUACUACACUCAUUUCAUUUCACAAAUCAUAUAAAUGUUUUUAUUAUUAUUAUUAUUUCUUAGUUUUGGUGGUAUGAACAUUCAGUAGAGGGACAGUAAUUUUAAUAUUAAGGGGUAUAUUAAGGGGUCAUCGGAUGCCCAUUUUCCACAAGUUGAUAUGAUUCUUUAGUGUCUUAAUGAAAAGUCUGUAACAUAGUUUGGUUAAAAUUUCUCAAUGGUAGUGUAAAAACACAUUUUUUACCUCGUCAGAGACAGCUCUUUUCAGACCACGUCUAACUGUAUGCUUCUGUGGUCUGUGUUGUGUUGAAAAUCACCGAAGAACGACAGGAGACAGUCAGAUUGGGUCUGCAUAGAGAAUGUAUUUUUAUAUAGACAGGUCGUCAUGACAGUUUCAGUUCACACAUCAGAAACACUUUUCCGUUUGGUAGAGAGAAGGAAAAGGAAAAACAAGGUCAAGGUAAAACAAGGAGAAAAAGCAGUAACUCUGUACACAAACUUAUACAGAUGAGCAUAUAAAACGUGAAAAUAUUGAUUUUAUAACAACUUAAACACAAAAAUAUGGUUGGUCAAUGCAUACCUGCAUAGAGAAUGUAUUUUUAUAUAGACAGGUCAUCACGACAGUUUCAGCUCACACAUCAGUAACACUGUCAACAAAAAUAACAUCGCAAAGUGCAA
Molecule: messenger RNA, 1846 nt
Organism: Carassius auratus (goldfish)
Lineage: Eukaryota; Metazoa; Chordata; Actinopteri; Cypriniformes; Cyprinidae
Exons: 8
Coding region: 1-1170 (389 amino acids)
Biological process (GO): cell surface receptor signaling pathway; T cell costimulation; cellular response to lipopolysaccharide
Cellular component (GO): external side of plasma membrane
Source: RefSeq, a predicted model, not a curated record